AUGGCAGACAAGAUAAUUAUCGCUGGUAAUAUAGUGACUCUUCUUCAAGAUGGCUGUACUCAAUGUUAUGUGUCGAAACGGUUUGGUGUCAGUCGUUCCACUGUUCAGAGGACCUGGACUAGGUUUCAAGAAACUGGUUCUUUGAAAAGAAGACCGAGAUCAGGAAGGAAACGAUGUACAGAGCCCAGGGACGAUCGAUAUAUUGUGAGCCAAGAUUUACGAAAUCGGAAAUCUACCUACAAUAACAUCAAAAACAAUCUUGAAGAUGUUAGAAAUGUGAGUGUUAGCGUAUGGACUGUCAGGAGGAGACUUCUAGAGUUGAUAUACACAGUCGAAGACCAGCUAGGGGUCCUAAAUUACUCCUCGGGCACCGUUUUGCUAGCU
This is a messenger RNA of Brenthis ino (lesser marbled fritillary), 384 nucleotides long. The record is from the annotation of a GenBank genome assembly. Lineage: Eukaryota; Metazoa; Arthropoda; Insecta; Lepidoptera; Nymphalidae.